AUGCCAGGAAGUUUGCCUAGGUUGUACGAUACGGCUCUUGGUUGGGUAAUUUCGGGCCCUUUGUCAAAGGAUGAUGAUCAUAGCGUUGUCGAAGUAUCCACCGUCUGUCCACUAGGAACAACCACUCCGUGGAUGAAUUCAGAACCAUUUAUUAGGCAGUCGAAACAUGAGGAGAAGUUAGCGUUUGAAAGAUAUUUUCAAGACAGUCAUAGUCGAUUAGCGGAUGGGCGUUUUGUCGUUCGACUACCGUUUCGAAAAGAACCAUCACUGCUUGGGAGUUCAAUGAAUAUGGCUCUCAAACGAUUCCUGACACUUGAAAAAAAAAUGUGUAAUAAUUCAGAAUUGGCAACGGAGUAUAAAAAUGUUCUCAAGGAAUAUGAAGAGAUGGGUCACAUGUCAAAAAUAGAUGAUACCGUCACAACACCCGGUAUUUAUUAUCAUAUAUCUCACCAUGCGGUGUAUAAAAAUUCAAGUAGCACCACCAAGUUGCGAGUUGUUUUCGAUGCUUCUAUGAAAACCACUACUGAUUAUUCUCUGAAUGAUAUUCUGAUGACCGGUCCUGUCGUGCAACAAGAGCUUUUCGAUAUAGCGAUGCGUUUCCGUUACUAUUUGUACGUGGUUACUGCAGAUGUUGCCAAGAUGUUCCGUCAGGUCCUCGUCCAUGAGAAUGAUCGACAUUUCCAAAGAAUAUUAUGGCGCGAUGCACCUGACAAGCCUUUACAACAUUAUGUACUUAAUACUGUAACUAAGGGACCGUUAAAGAAUUUAUCGCCGUUCCUUGACAAAGGGAUAUUGCGAGUUGGAGGUCGUUUGAAAUAUUCUGAAUUAGAUUUGAACUAG
This is a messenger RNA of Daktulosphaira vitifoliae (grape phylloxera), 840 nucleotides long. RefSeq lists its product as uncharacterized. Lineage: Eukaryota; Metazoa; Arthropoda; Insecta; Hemiptera; Phylloxeridae. The transcript has a single exon. The record is from RefSeq and is a predicted model, not a curated record. Bases 1 to 840 code for a protein of 279 amino acids.